Messenger RNA from Corapipo altera (White-ruffed manakin), 2312 nucleotides. Its product is annotated as killer cell lectin-like receptor subfamily F member 1. NCBI's taxonomy places the organism in Eukaryota, Metazoa, Chordata, Aves, Passeriformes, Pipridae. The transcript is spliced from 6 exons. The record is from RefSeq and is a predicted model, not a curated record.
GAAUAGUAGCAGAUUGCUACUAGUUUAGAAGUGUCUCCAUUUACAGUGCAUUUAAAAGUUUAAAAGCCCUGACUGUUUUCUGAAAAUUAUUUACAUUCUAAGAAGAAAAACUUCCAUGAGCAUUUGUUUUUGAGAACAGUAAAUAUAGUUUACAAAUUUUCUGUUAGUUCAUUGAACUAAUAAAUUUAAAUAAAGGAAACAGCCAAGUGUAUUAGGUCAGGUUCCCUAAAGCAUAGAAUAUCUCACCUGUAUGAAUAAACCUUAUUUGCCAAUCAGGUCCUCAGUGGUUUUCUUGUUGUAAAACCUCUUUACACUUCAGCAAUUCUCAUAUCAGAUGAUACCUCAUUUUAGCCUAAGGAGACUUUCUUCCUCUGCUAAGUUUUUCCCUUAUUUGUGAGAUUUUACAACAUGAGGUACUUCUUUUUAAAAGCCUCAGUGAUCACAAACAAAGGCAGUAGCACAGAAGCUUAUUAUUGAUUCAGAUUGAUAAAAUCUCUCCAUUUAUGGAAAGAAGAAAACUAACUGCAAAAUACCCAGCUAAACAAAAUUGAAUAUACACUCAGAAAGAAUCCACGUGAGUCUAACCCACACCAUGCUACAUUUAUGCCUUCUUCGGUUUUGUUUUGUCAAUGUGCAUCUGGAAAAGCAUGUCUCCAACCAUCAGGUCCAUUCCUCUCCUUUUCCAUGCACCAUGUAAUAUCCUGGCAUAAACAUUCACAAGUGAGGAAUGCCCCAAGAAUUACCUUGCUGCAGGAGUAUUUCUCUGAGUGGCAGUUUUCCCUUUGGCACCUCUCUGCUCCACAAAGCAGUCAUGGUUCUGAUGCCCCUCAAGCCCCUAUGUCACCUUCUGAGAUGGCUUAGCAACAGAUGGGAUGUUCGCUAUGGAUAGGAUCCAGAUCUUAUCCAUCCAGUCUGUUAGUCUGCCUCCUGAUCCAGCCACACAGGACCUGAGUAGUUCAAAGAUUAUGGAGGAGGAUUUUACUUCCUGACAGCAGCAGGAAACAAUAAAUCAUCACUUUGCCUGUUGUUUCCUAGAAAAAAGAAAAAGUUGAACAAGCAGCUGUGGAAACACACUCCCCUAUUCAUAUAGACUCAGUCUUCUACAUAAUUCUUUGUUGUUUCUCUACUUAAUGAUCUGCACAACACAAAUGUCAGCAUUUCUCUGCUCCUCACAGGAAACACGAUCAUGUACGCCGAGCUGCGUGUGAAGCCAAAACCCAAAGGCAACAGCAGACCAGAGACUUCCUCUUCCGGCUGUCAACACAGGUGGUCAGCCUGGUUCUAUGUGUCACUGGUCCUGGGAGUCCUUGUGCUCAUUCUGCUCGGAAUCAUAGCCACACAAGCCAAGCAAUUUUUGAAGGGCAGAGUAGGAAAAUCAGAGGGUUUGUCCCAGUAUAGUCUGAAUAGCAGCGGCAAUCACAUUUCUUCAGAGAAGACCUUCCCCGGAGUGCUCCUGAAAUGGCUCAUGGAGGAACUGUGUGAAGAUGGACAGGGAACUACAUGUGAGUUCUGUCCUCCCAGGUGGCAGCUGCACAGGUGCAGAUGUUACUACUUCUCUAAGGAGGCUAGAAGCUGGGAUGACAGCUAGAAAAAGUGUCUGGCCAGGAAAUCCCAGCUUCUUGUCAUUGAAGAUGAAAUUGAGAUGGAAUUUAUAGACAAUAAAGAGAAAGAUCCCAAAUAUAUCUGGAUUGUGUUGAAGACUCAAGACAAGAAGAAACAAUGGAGUUCAGUUGGAGAUCAUGGAGUAAAAGUAAACAGCAGGAGAGCUCUAAAGAGAAUUGAGACCAACAAGAACUGUGCUGUUUACAGAAGGAAAAAUGUGAUCCAAGCAGACAACUGUCAGACAUUGAAAAAGUGGAUCUGUAAGAAGAACGCAACUUUGCUGGAGCUCUGAGCCAAAUUUCCAGACAACAGGCAGUUUUCUGUCAGAAGACCCAUUUUACUGACAAACCAACUUGCAAUGUAAAUAAUUUUAAUGAGACUUGUGUGGAAUAUUGCUGUUUUGUGCUCCCUAAGAAGUCAGAAGUUGCCAGGUGUCAGCGGUGACAGGUCACAGGACUGCAAGUUGGCACCUGUAGAUUUGGGGGUGCUGAGCCUUCAUAUGGACAGACUUUGGAAGCAGCUGCCUCUAGGAAAGGGCAGAGAGGAAGGAUGAAGAUGAGCACUGUGCAGGUGAGCUGUGUGAUGUGCAGGAAAAGUGGCAUCUGCAGGGGCUGAAGAGUGUGCUGGAGCCCACUGCUGUCAUACACGUCCCUCAGGCAGCUGCUGAGCUCAGGACUUGUUAUUUGGGUUUCAGCAUUUUAGUGUUUUCU